AUGGACCCUCCCACCACCUCAGCUUCUUCAAUCACUGUCAACACCACAAAGGCCACCGCGGCCGUCUCCAACAACUUCCCUCCCCCCAAGACCGAUAAGCCCCGUCCUCACGUCUGCGCCACCUGCCAGCGUUCCUUUGCCCGUCUCGAGCAUCUCAAGCGUCACGAGCGCUCCCACACAAAGGAGAAACCCUUUGAGUGUCCUGAAUGCGCACGAUGCUUCGCUCGCCGUGACUUGUUGCUGCGUCACCAGCAAAAGCUGCACCAGUCUUCCACGCCAUCUGCGCGCCCACGAAAUCGUCGCGAGUCGACUAGCGGUAACCCCGCCCAGAGCCGCGCGCGCAAGAACAGCGUCGCCAAUGCUACCGGGACCAAUGGAGCCGCCUCCAACACAAUGAGGCCCCGUGCCAACACAAUCAGUCACGUUGACCAGAGUGCCAUGCAGAUGAUUGCCGCUGCCAGCAACAACAGCAACAACUCGAUCGCCCCUCCGAGGAUGCCCCAGGGCCACGGCCACGGCCACGGUCACAGCCGCCACCCCAGUCUCGCCGGCCUGCCCCUCCACGGAUUCGACCACACGUUUGGUGGCAUGGCCGCCGCCAUGAACGCUCAGCGGGGCGGCAUGCACCACGGCCUCAAGAUCGAGACAGCCCAGUCCAACGCCGUCAACGACUUCUCCGUCGGAAACCUCCGCACCGCUCCCCCCAUGGCCGCCUUCAACCCCGACUUCGACCUCGAGACGCUCAUGUUUGGUACCAGCAUGUCGUCAUCCACCAUCAACCCAAACGCCCUGCACUACAACGACUCGCCACCGUCCAUGGCCAUGAACAACCAGGCGUCGCCCUUUGGUAAUUCGCUCGGAGACAUGCCGUCGAGUGCACCCCUCGAUGACAACUUUGACUGGCUGACCGGGUUCGAGAACACUAUGUCGUUUGCGAAUGAAAAUGUGGUGGAGGAAUCGAGCCCCUCGGCCAUCAGUACUACGAGCCAGAGCGGGAUAAGCGAUGUUAUGUUGGAUGGAUCAAACCACAGGGCACCGGCCGGGACGAGCGCCAUGUGGCAGCCAUCUGUCAUGGGCCCGCCACAGAUGCCAAAUCCCUUUGCCCUGGAUCUCAGUGGGUCAGUCUUCCCGGACCUCCUCAACGGGGCUCCUUUGUCACCUCAGCCAGCUUCUCAAAAGACCACCAAUGACCCGUACUUGUCCACGCCCCCUCCCUCCAUGAGCUCGUUGAGCCCCUCAGCUGUGCCAGGCCUCAAGACGCAAAGCAUGAAUCAAACCCUAGGCUUCAAUGCCGCCGCCGCAGGCCCGGAUACGCCGUCGUCCCCUAGCGGCGGCAACCACGGCGGCGCCUCGCCAUCGCCCGUAACAACCAUUACAGAUGCCACCAGGACCACCAUUGUGAACGCUCUGUCCCAAAGCUUACCCUAUGGCGGCCGUAGAUACUCCUUCACCGCCCAGGGAUCGCCGCAGUCUCCAGGAUACCAGACGGCCGGCGGCCCCGCCAGCCAGGCUGCUGAGGUCCCCAGCACCCAGGAUCUGCAGCGCUUUGUCGGCGCCUAUCUCGGCUUCUUCCAUCCUCAUCUUCCAUUUCUCCAUGUCCCCACUUUGACCUUUGACCCCAACUCGCCGCUCAGCGGCCGCACCAAUGGUGUUGGCGGCAGCGGUUGCCUGAUUGUAUCUAUGGCCGCCAUCGGCGCCCUCUACGAGAACGAACAUGCCCAGGCUCAGGAGCUGUUCAAGAUGGCUAAGAAGAUGAUUUUCUACUACCUCGAAGAGCGCCGCAAGGCUGACGUGCGCAAGGCCGACGCGCGCCGCAGCAGCACAGCGGGUGGGGUUCUCGACCACCACGGUCAUAAUGGCGCCCCGCCCCCCCACACGCCCGUAUGGCUCGUGCAGGCCAUGCUGCUCAAUGUUGUGUAUGGCCAUAACUGCGGCGACAAGACGGCCGGUGACAUCGCAUCGACACACUGUGCGGCCCUGGUGAGCCUCGCUCAGGCGGCCGAGCUGCUGCGCCCCACGGAGCAGCAGGACACGGUCAUGGUGGACGACGGCAUGUGGAGCGAAAUCAAGACGGAGCAGGAGGAGCAGCAGCAGUGGCUCAAGUGGAAGACGGCCGAAGAGCGCAAGCGCACUCUGUAUGCCGUCUUUGUCAUGUCUAGCCUGCUCGUCUCAGCCUACAACCACGCACCGGCGCUCACCAACUCGGAAAUCUUCCUCGACCUGCCGUCGGACGAGGAGUUCUUCUCGGCGGAAUCGAGCAGCGCCUUCACCGCCAUGGGUGGUGACAGGGCCGCCAACCACAACCGCAUGUCUUUCCACGAUGCGCUCGGCGAGCUUCUACGGACGAACGAGAGGCAGAAGAGGCAACAAAUCCAGCAGCAGCAGAAACAGCACAACCUCGGACUCGGCGGUCCCGAGGAAAGCGAGCAGCUGCCCCAGACGGACCUGAAGCCCAGCACGUUUGGCUGCAUGAUCCUGAUCAAUGCGCUUCACAACUACAUCUGGGAGACUCGGCAGAGGCACCAUAACAAGGUGUGGACCAACGAGGAGACGGAGAAGAUGCACCGGCACAUUGAGCCGGCGCUCAGGGCGUGGCAGGCGGCCUGGGCGAGCAACCCCAAGCACAGCGUCGAGCGCCCGAACCCGUUUGGGCUGGGCCCGCUAUCGGCCGACUGCAUCCCGCUGCUGGACCUGGCAUACAUCAGGCUGUUUGUCAACCUGUCAAGGUCCAAGGAGAAGUUCUGGCAGAGGGACUGGGAUGGCAUGGCUGACGAGCUGUCACGCGGCACCGACAUGGCGCAAAAUUCCGACCACUCGGACAAGGCGAAUGGUGCCGACGGGGCAGACAGGUCGAUGCCGGGCCCGCCAUCGUUCUACAUGAACUCGCCCAUGACGGAGACGCUGUCGUUGGAUCCGACGCAGAGAGAUGCGGGUUCCAGCCACAGCUCAGAGGCGUCGCGGCGGGAGAUUCAUCUGCGCAAGGCAGCCUUCUUCGCGGCCGACUCCCUGUCCAUGGCGGACAGGAUGGGACUGGUGUUCUCGGAGCAGACAGUCCAGAAACUGCCGCUGCAGGCCGUCAUGUGCGCCUUCGACUGCGCCCAGGUGCUGGGCGAGUGGGUGGCGACGCUGCAGGACCGCGUGGGCAGCUACCUGGGAGUGCUCGGACAGGACAAUGUCGACUACACGCAGGUGCCGGCUAUCCUGUUGCUGGAAGAAGAGGACGUCAAGCUGCUCAACAAGGUCGAGGAGCUUCUGAUGUCGGCCGAGACCAAGAUGAAGCUCAACAUGGCUGGCACCAAUGGCAGUGAUGCCAGCAUGUCCGGAGGCGACGGGCAUUCAGGGCUCGCCGCGCGGAUCUUGCGUGUAACGGCGUAUAGUCUGGACAAAGCAGCCGUCUGGCCGGUGACUCACCUCACUGCGCAGUGCCUCGAGACGCAGGCCAAUCACACCAAGGCGCGAGCGGAGAAGUCUGUUUUGUCGGUGUGA
Messenger RNA from Geosmithia morbida, 3486 nucleotides. RefSeq names its product Fungal specific transcription factor domain. Bases 1 to 3486 code for a protein of 1161 amino acids. Gene Ontology annotation, biological process: DNA-templated transcription; regulation of transcription by RNA polymerase II. The record is from RefSeq and is a predicted model, not a curated record. NCBI's taxonomy places the organism in Eukaryota, Fungi, Ascomycota, Sordariomycetes, Hypocreales, Bionectriaceae. The transcript has a single exon. Gene Ontology annotation, cellular component: chromatin. Gene Ontology annotation, molecular function: RNA polymerase II cis-regulatory region sequence-specific DNA binding; DNA-binding transcription factor activity, RNA polymerase II-specific; zinc ion binding.